Molecule: messenger RNA, 1941 nt
Organism: Epinephelus moara (kelp grouper)
Lineage: Eukaryota; Metazoa; Chordata; Actinopteri; Perciformes; Serranidae
Gene: ugl
Product: ureidoglycolate lyase
Exons: 15
Coding region: 102-1760 (552 amino acids)
Biological process (GO): glyoxylate cycle
Cellular component (GO): cytoplasm
Molecular function (GO): malate synthase activity
Source: RefSeq, a predicted model, not a curated record
CUCUACAUACAAAAAAAAACAUCUUCCUGUUUGAACAGUGACCAAAGUAGGUCCAUAACCAAAGUCCACUUCUACUGAGUGAACAGAGACCUGUCACCAGCAUGUCUGUUCCAGUCAGCAUGGAGCUGUCUCCCCCUCCCUCAGGUCUAGAAGCAGAAUAUAAGACACUUUUCACCACAGACUGCCUUCUCUUCCUCCAUGAGCUGAUCUCCACAUUUAAUGAGGAGGUGGAUCAGGUCCUGCAGUUACGAGUGACUAGAAAAGUAAAUUUGGACCUUUCGGGUGACCUGCCAAACUUUCUGGAAAGCACCACACAUAUCAGGAGAGACCCAGCCUGGAGGGUGCUCCCCGUACCCCCGAGGCUCCAAAGAAGACAUGUGGAUAUUGGGGAUCUGGCUCCUUGUGAUACCCAGUGCUUCAUCAAAGCUCUCCAGUCACCAGCGCAAGGCAUACAGGUGGACUUUGAUGAUGGGAACUGCCCGACAUAUUACAACCAGAUCAAAGGCAUUCAUAAUGUUUAUAAGGCAGUUCACAACCACCUCCCCAAUGUUCCACACAUAUCUCAGGCUCCAGUGCUGAUGCUCCGUCCUCGCGCCUGGAACAUGGUGGAGCACAAAAUGAUGGUGGAGGGGAGGGAGGCUCCUGGUCCUCUCUUUGACUUUGGACUCCUCAUGUUUCACUGUGGAAGGACACUUUUUGAAAACAAGAGUGGACCCUUUUUCUACCUCUCAAAAGUGGAAAGCUUCAUGGAGGCCAGACUGUGGAACAAGAUUUUUCUCUGGACACAACACAAGUUGGGCCUUCCACUGGGCAGCAUCAAGGCAACGGUGCUAAUUGAAAAUGUAUUGGCAUCAUUUGAGAUGGAGGAGAUUCUCUAUGAGCUGCGGGAUCAUUCAGCAGGACUCAACUGUGGCAUCUGGGAUUAUUCAGCCUCCUUUGUCAAUAAGUUUGGUCACCGCCAAGCCUUCCUGCUGCCUGACCGCAGUAAAUAUGUCAACAUGGAGAAGCGUUUUCUGCGCACCUACAUGGACCUGUUGGUUCAGACGUGUCAUCGUAGGGGAGCGCUGGCCACAGGAGGCAUGGCUGCCCUGCUGCUGCCUCAGGACCCACUCAGUGACUCCCACAAGAGAGUGUUGGCUACUGUCACCAGACUGAAGUUGCUGGAGAUCAAUGCAGGUGUGGACGGUUUCAUGGUUUAUGAUCUGAGCUUGAUUGAGCCCAUGCAGAAACUCUUCAAGCUCCACACUGAAGGGGAUAACCAGCUUCACCAGCUUCGAAAUGACAUCACCGUAACUCCUGACGACCUGCUGUCCAUGCCUUCGGGAGGAGUCACACUUUAUGGUUUAAAACACAACAUUUCAGUUGGUGUCCUCUUCAUUAAUGCUUGGCUAUCAGGUAUAGGCCACUUUUUCUACAGAGGCCAGGUCGAAGAUUCAGCCACAGCAGAGAUUUCCAGAUCACAGGUGUGGCAGUGGAUCCGUCAUCAGACUCAGCUGGAGGAUGACAGCAGGGUGGUGAGCAAGCGGUUGGUGACUGACCUCACCAAGGAGGUCAUGAUGGAGCUCAGGGCUUCCUGUCACAUUGUUGGGGCUAAACAGAGGUUACAUACAGCAGCUGACAUCUUCCUGGAGGUGGUCCUAAAGAGAGAUUUCCCAGAGUUCAUCACCACCUACUUGAAUCAGGAGCACACCUUUCUCAGCUCCCAGAGGGCUGGACAGGUGGAGGCUCUUGAUGAAGACACACCCCAAUCCAAAAUGUGAGGGUUCAGCUGGGAGACUGCUUCCUGUUCUUACCGCAUCAAUCUCUGCACAUACAGUAUCACACUUUGAGGACUUCACUUGGAAAUUACAAAGGACAUUAUUUUUGGCUAUAAAGCCUUAAUCAGUCAGUUAAAGAAAAUAAGAUGAAUCGAUAAUAAAUAAAGCUUAGUUGUGGCCAUCA